Molecule: messenger RNA, 968 nt
Organism: Lentinula edodes (shiitake mushroom)
Lineage: Eukaryota; Fungi; Basidiomycota; Agaricomycetes; Agaricales; Omphalotaceae
Exons: 5
Coding region: 99-935 (278 amino acids)
Source: RefSeq, a predicted model, not a curated record
AUCAAUACUAUAAUGGUUUUUUUCGGAGCGCUCCGGCCGGUCUACCGUCGUCCACCGACCACACGCCUUUUCUUCUGGUACUUCAAGCUUCAAGCUUCAUGGCUCCUUAUAACCAUCCAAAGUCUCUCCAGAAGACCAAAUCUCCAUUGUUUUCUGCUACUACCUUCAAACGGUCUCCGCUGCUCUACAGAGGACGCGUUCCAGCCCGUAGAAAUCCUCCCGAAUCCCGAUCCAAACACGUUCUUCCAAUUAUACCGGAAAUCUUUGGCUCUCCUGAUCGCGAUCGCCGCCGCUCUCGUUUAAAUCCAGUAUACCCCUUUGAACAACAAGAAGACGUGGACGAAGUGUUCGACGAAGAAGAACGGCCGACAUUCACUUGGGAGAACGAGAAAACGCUAGUUUCGGAUCUCCUUCAUGACGGCUAUGAACAAGAACACGAAGAUGUCAAGCUCAGCUCUCUGGCAGACUCUAUUCAAGCCGCUUUCUCCGUACACUCAAAAGAACUCCUAGAUGACGUCGCAGACACUCUAGUUCCCGCUGUUAAUCUGGUGAAACACGGCCAUCAAGUCCUAAACGACCAAGUCGACGAUUCUUUCGCUCUAGGAGUACUCGAAUUCGACGAAGCUUGCAAGAAAUUAGAAGCAGUCACUAUCAGUAGUCACAACGAGCUCAAGAAAGCAUAUCGUACUUCUCAGGCGCGAGUUCAAGAUCUGCUCAAGCAAUUGGAAGAAGCCUGUACUCGACGUGACCGUCUUUGGGUGGAUUUUGAAGCAGCCUUGGAUGAUAUUCUUAACCCCGCCACAAAUUCACUCAAGACCCUUCCGAUCCGCAUGGAACGUACUAUCGCUACGCUGGAGAAGCAAAGUAAACAGAUUGGUAAAGACAACGGAAGCAAGGAAAAAUACCUCAAAGGACUACUGAGCAAGUUUACCUGAUAUCUGAAUGUUUGUUUGUGGACACUGGAUCGC